AUGGGGGACUCCGACCGAGUUAAAAUGGAGGCCGGCGUCAUCACCGCUCUCAUCUCGCGCGCGUCAGAUUUGUUUUACAGAGACGACGAUAACGACGACUGGGAAUGUAUUGUGAGCUGUCUACAGGAGCCACCAUGUCCCGUCGGACAUAGAGGGGUCACGGCUCGAGUAGUGCAGUAUGCCGAAACGACAGUGCCCACCCAAACGCCACAAGUGUUCCAGAGUAACUUCCGGCUACAAAAGUCAUCGUUUGAGCAGAUGGUGCUGCUGCUGGCACCGAUCCUUACACCGGAUGCUCUUGUGGGUAGGCCACCCAUAGUACCUGAGAAGCAGCUGAUGCUAUUCGUCUGGUACCUUGCCAACAUGGAAGGCUUUCGAUCAGUUGGAGACCGGUUCGGAAUCACGAGGUCUUCCGUGUUCCGGAGAGCGAAGCGUGUCGGCACAGCACUCAUCUCAAGGGCACGAACAUUCAUCAAGUGGCCCACACAGGAAGAGGCACUGCAAAGUAUGAUGCGCUUUGAGGGCAAGGCAGGAUUCCCUAAGGUGAUCGGAGCAAUAGACGGGAGCUACAUUCCCAUAAAGGCCCCACCAGAGACCCUCAACCAUAUGCUCAAGUUCCUACACUGCAGCGCUGGAGAACCAGGUUCCCUACAGGACGCCGGUGUCUUUAGGAGGUCAGACUUUGCACGGAAUAUAAAUGCAGAUAUGUUCCCGUACAACAGCCAUAUCCUGGGAGAUGCGGCCUAUCCCCUCAAAGGGAGAAGGUCUACUGCGGCCUCAGUCCACUUUGCUGGGGCCCUUCCUCCGUCGCAAGAGUCUGACAAUUUGGGAGAAGAAGCUCCUGAGGCUGCCAGCUGA
This is a messenger RNA of Ornithodoros turicata, 858 nucleotides long. RefSeq names its product putative nuclease HARBI1. The coding region runs from base 1 to 858 and encodes 285 amino acids. Lineage: Eukaryota; Metazoa; Arthropoda; Arachnida; Ixodida; Argasidae. The record is from RefSeq and is a predicted model, not a curated record. The transcript has 5 exons.